This is a messenger RNA of Carassius carassius (crucian carp), 492 nucleotides long. It is a transcript of the gene gchfr, whose product is annotated as GTP cyclohydrolase I feedback regulator. Gene Ontology annotation, cellular component: nucleus; cytoplasm. The transcript has 3 exons. The coding region runs from base 121 to 390 and encodes 89 amino acids. Lineage: Eukaryota; Metazoa; Chordata; Actinopteri; Cypriniformes; Cyprinidae. The record is from RefSeq and is a predicted model, not a curated record. Gene Ontology annotation, molecular function: GTP cyclohydrolase binding. Gene Ontology annotation, biological process: negative regulation of biosynthetic process.
GGGCGUUUCCGCAUUCCAGCGCGAGCGCGCACACGAGCCGAGCGCAGCGCGGAGACAGACGCGACGCAUCCGAGACCCUCCUCGAUAUUCCGCUGGAAAGUUGCCCGUUCUGCCACCGGGAUGCCGUACAUCCUCAUCAGCACACAGAUCAGACUGGAGACGGGGCCCACAAUGGUCGGUGACGAAUAUUCCGAUCCAUCCAUCAUGGACUACCUCGGAGCCCGGAAAACAACCAUGCUGGGAAACAACUUCUCCGAGUAUCACGUGGACGAACCGCCGAGACUCGUCUUGGACAAACUGGAACAGAUUGGGUUCAGAGUGGUCAGCAUGACAGGAGUCGGUCAGACGCUGGUCUGGUGUCUCUAUAAAGAGACGAGUGACUCGCUGUGACUCUGUGGCUCUUGUACUGCAGGUAAACAUGGUAAACGAGGCGAAGAAGGGUAUUAAUGAAGAGAUCUCAGAAACUCUCAAAUGAAGUGAUGUGCAAGAUUA